Messenger RNA from Musa acuminata subsp. malaccensis (wild Malaysian banana), 1351 nucleotides. RefSeq names its product glycine-rich RNA-binding protein 2, mitochondrial. The record is from RefSeq and is a predicted model, not a curated record. Lineage: Eukaryota; Viridiplantae; Streptophyta; Magnoliopsida; Zingiberales; Musaceae. Gene Ontology annotation, cellular component: cytoplasm. Gene Ontology annotation, molecular function: mRNA binding.
GAAAAAAAUCUUACUUUUUAAUGGUCAUCGACCGCCACCGUGCCUCUCCGCCCCGUCGGUGAAAGUCGACGUCCAAAUACUGCAAGAGUGCGAACAUAAAUAUCUCCCACCCCUCAGGGGAUCUUUCUUCCAUCCAUCGCAGACGAACGGAUUAGAUCCAUCACGAAAUUGCAUGUGUGUUUUCCGAUCUGAACCCCCGUCCUGUUCGAGUGGGUAGGGUUUUGGCCACGUUCGAGAGGGGAGCAGUCGACAGAUCACCGAAAGAAAGGUGUGAAGAAUGGCUUUUGCAAAUAGAAUUGGAAAUCUCUUGAAGAAUUCUGUAACUUUAAGUCCAUCGUUAAAUCAAGCAAUACGGUGCAUGUCAUCCUCAAAGGUUUUUGUUGGAGGACUUUCAUAUGGCACAGAUGAUUACAGUUUAAGAGAAGCAUUUACUAAUUAUGGUGAAGUUGUAGAAGCUAGAGUUAUCAUGGACAGGGAGACAGGAAGGUCUAGAGGAUUUGGGUUUGUGACUUUUACGUCUAGUGAAGAAGCCUCUGCUGCCAUUAGUGGCAUGGAUGGAAAGGAUCUUCAUGGCCGGAUAGUAAGGGUUAACUACGCCAUGGAACGAUCGGGUGGAUUUCGUGGUGGCUAUGGUGGAGGGGGCUUUGGCAGUGGUGGUGGAUAUGGCGGUGGUGGAGGCAGUUACGGAAGCAGUGGUCAUGGUCGUGGAGGAGGUUAUGGAAGUGGCGGUAAUGGUGCAAGUAAUUAUGGUGGAGAAAGUUACAAUACUGGACCUCGUGGUGGUGGUGGUGGCUUUGGUGGUAGUAGCUAUGGAGGAUAUGAUGGUAUGAACACCGUGGGUAGUAAUUAUGGUGUUGUCGGGGGUGACGACGGUCGUGACAGUUCCAUCGGCAGGGCUGAUGGUACUUAUGGUGGUGGUACUGGUAAUUACAGGGGAAACAACAGAGUAUACCAUUGUAGCGAGAGUGGUAACAACGACAGUGCUGCUACAGUCAGUGGCAACAAUGCCAAAUAUGACGAUGAUACUGGUGCUUAUGAUGGCAGUGGAUCAACCAAGGAUGGCAAUGACGAUCAGGAUUUGUUUGAAGAUGAUAUUAAGGAUGAUGAUGAUGAGCCUGAUGACUAUGCCAAUAAGCGAAGCCAAUGACCAAACAAGCAUGUGUAUCUUGCCUUAUGUUCCAGUGAUUUGGAGGUGUGCAUUAGAAUAUAAACAUGUGAAGUUUGAUUUUGGUAUAGAACGUAAAGAACAUUUUUUAUUACUGUUAUAGUUACUUUGAUGCUUCUACUUUGUCACCUGUGAAGUUUUGUUUUAUAUUUAUCGAUUAACGUAUUGUGAAGUGAUCCUACUCAA